Aspergillus pseudonomiae is the source of this 2898-nucleotide messenger RNA. RefSeq lists its product as uncharacterized. Gene Ontology annotation, biological process: regulation of DNA-templated transcription; DNA-templated transcription. The transcript has 3 exons. Lineage: Eukaryota; Fungi; Ascomycota; Eurotiomycetes; Eurotiales; Aspergillaceae. The record is from RefSeq and is a predicted model, not a curated record. Gene Ontology annotation, cellular component: nucleus. The coding region runs from base 1 to 2898 and encodes 965 amino acids. Gene Ontology annotation, molecular function: zinc ion binding; DNA binding; DNA-binding transcription factor activity, RNA polymerase II-specific.
AUGUCGAAUCACUAUGUGGGACAGUUCGGUCGUAUGCUACCUGCCAUCGAUGGCCAGUCGAGUCGUCGAGAGUCCAACCCGCCAGCUAACCCGCCAGUCCCCGGAUCUCACCCAUACCAACUUCCACCACCGCGUGCUUCGGCACCUUUGCAGUUAGGAACUGAUCCCUUCUUGCACCAGCGAAAUCAGGGAGAGGCCGAUUCUGGAGGGGCACUUUCGAGGCCUUCUCCAGGCCAUCAGCAGACCCCAAGCAAGCAGCUCCCAUCCGUUAGCCAGUUGUUGACCCCCACUGUGCAUGAAAGCCGACCACCAUCACCCUAUCAUUCCCAUGCAUUUAACUAUACGCCUCAUAAUGGAGCGACAGAUCCCACGAAUCGGUACCGCCCUAAGGAGACAGGCCCUGCCUUCGCGACACCCCGGAGUGACAUCUCCGAGAGUGCCAAAUUCCAUCCAAAUCCCAGUCCACAGCUGCAGUCGGGGCCCUUGCCCCGCCUCGCUCAUAUGUCACCCCAUGGCUUAGGGCAUGAGCCUCACUUUAGCUCUGGGAGCCAGGGCAGCCCUUCUGUUCCACCUUUCGCACCCCCCGCUUAUUCCCCCCAGGGCUUCAGAUCCCAUGACCGGGACCCAGAUAUGGCUGGCUCAGAGACCUCGGAUUCUGGCAGUGCGACAGCAAACAAAUCCCAGUCCAAUGUCCGACCUCAUGUCAUCGAUGAAAAGUAUAUCGAUGGAGAGGGUUUGUGCUAUAUAUACGCCGACGGCUCCCAUUGUCCGAAGAUCAUCGAUGGUGUGCCGGUGAACGCUAAUUGGGGGAUCACUAAGGCUGGAAAGCCGAGAAAGCGGUUGGCACAGGCAUGUCUAACCUGCAGGGAAAAGAAAAUCAAAUGCCAACCAAACCUUCCUAAAUGCGAUCAGUGCCAGAAAUCCGGACGAGAGUGUAGGUUUGAGAGCGCGCCUCGCGGUCACCGUGCAGCACUGAAGGCUUCGCAGCUGCUAAACCGAUACGAAAUAAGAGAUGGUUUCACUCCGGGCCACAGCUAUCCGGGAUCUUCUAGUUCGUUUUACUCGAUGGUUCGGGCAUCGGAGAGUUCAACCUCCCUUCCGGGAACCAGCUCACAAUCGCCGGUAUCUGAAGGCGCCGUGCUUACACCUUCUGCCAUGGAGGGUGUUCAGGACAGUACGCCGGAGGCUGAACAUCAACGCAGACUGCGAGUACAGAGCUUGAGCCGGGUCUCUGUGGGGGCUGAGGAGUUUAGCAAACGUCCUGCGGCCCAUGUGGCACCAGACUACAACGAGAUAUUGAUGGAAAUGAAAGAUUUGGAUCCUCAAGAUCCCAUCGCAUGCGACUGGAGCAUCGAUCCGUACGAAGCCGAUCCCGAACUGACAAUUCAUUACGUUGAAACCUAUUUCAACUACAUCAAUGAUCGCUUGUAUUACAUGCUUCCCCGGAAACGUUUCCUUCUGUGGUUGAGGUCAUGUCAUACGAAAUCAUUGGACGAUAAUAUGCUUCUUUACUCGAUGAUGGCGUUGGGUGCGGUAUUCUCGGAUCGUCCAGAUCGAGUGAUGGCACUUAAAAGGUAUUCGCGCACUGCCCGAUAUGCGGUAGAGCGCAGCCAACAUAGCCUCACGUUACAACUUGCGCAAAGCCGUAUUAUUAUGAGUCUCUGGUUUUACGCUAUUGGUGCACUCGUGAAGUCGUGGGACGCCGCAGGUGCGGCUGUCCGAACCGUGUGCGGGUUACGAUAUAACGUCGAGUCAGGUGGAGUUAUCGUAGACCAAAACCAACAAACUUGUGAAUACGGUCUACACCCGCAAGCGUUAAUUGAAUGCCGCCGGAGGACGUUUUGGAUUGCGUUUAUGAUGGAUCGUCUGUCCUCCUUUUAUACACCCUCCUCGACCUUUAUUUCCUCCCAAUCCGCCUACCUUAGACUCCCUUGCCGAGAAGAGGUCUACGAAGCCCAACAGUAUACCACCGUACCUUAUUUCCAAAACUUCUUGAAUCAGACACCGGUGUCGCCAGAGGAUGAGCUCUCUGGUAUAAGUGCCAUGGCGCUUUUGAUAGAUGUUAUGGCCAUCUGGGGAGAUGUCUCGGAUCAUGUAUUCCGAUUAUCAUUGAUACCCGCGGAUGCAUAUCGCAAGCUCUUCGAAGAAUUCCAUUCCUCCAUCGUCCGACGGUCAGAUGAGUUGAUCUCGAGACUUCCUGAUCAUCUCACCUUCACGGCAGUAAAUAUGGAGCGAAGCAUUCGGACAAAGAAGGCAGACACAUUUGUGGAGAUUCACUUGCUAUACCAUGCCACGUUGAUGAAGCUCAAUCGACAUGCUCGCCAUCGUAGCCUGCCCGAAGCAACAAUCGAUUGGCACGUACAUACAACUCGAAAUCAUGCGGCCGAGAUUCUUCGGAUAUCUCUUACUCUCAUGCGCUACGCAGCCGAGUAUGAACCAUCACGCCUUGUCAUGGAGCCGACCAUGGCCAAAGGCACAAUUCUUAGUCCUUACCUGGGCUACGCGAUAGUCUCUGCCGUCGACGUCCUCAGUGCGGGUGGACUGAUUGUUGACAUCCCUGAGACCAUUACUCUCAUUCGGGGUGGCCUUGAAGCACUGAAGGAGCUGAGCCGUUUCUGGGCUGGAUCUGUGCCCUUAGUGUCAUUGGUCGAAACACGACUUGACGCCAUGCUGGAGCAUCGCCAUCACCCGAUGAUGUCGGAAGGCAAGGUUGCUUUCAUGGUGACCGGACCGUCUCUGGAUAGUCAGAUCCGCAACGGUACCCAAAAACAAGAACCACCAUCCAACGAAGAUCUCAUGUACGGUGGUCUACCCCGUGAACGAUUCUUUGCCGCCGUGGGCGCCGGAAAUGUUCCAUUUUUGGAAGAAAAUAUUCUCUGGAUCCGAGACACCAGUUGA